Clonostachys byssicola is the source of this 1020-nucleotide messenger RNA. The record is from the annotation of a GenBank genome assembly. NCBI's taxonomy places the organism in Eukaryota, Fungi, Ascomycota, Sordariomycetes, Hypocreales, Bionectriaceae.
AUGGCGACUAGUAAGAAAACAAUCGUGGUUGUGGGUGGAACCGGCAUCCUAGGCAGCUCCGUCGCUCGAUCGCUCCAUGAUAAUCCAGACUUCCACGUUCGCGUCACUACCCGCGAUCCUUUAAGCGCUAAGGCGGCUCGAUUGACCGAUUGUGGGAUUGAAGUUGUCAAGGCUGAUUCUUGGAACAUCGAUGAGUUGACCAAAGCACUUUCAGGCUGCUGGGGCUUGUUUCUCAAUAUCGACUCCGAUGCACCCAACUUCAAACAACAAAUCGGGCCGUCUGAGCUCGACAUGGGCCGCCUGAUCCUUCACACGGCCGCAGCUGUUGGUAUAAAGCACGUUGUUCACGCUUCCCUACCAGCCGCUACCAAGCUCACUCAGGGUCGUGUACCAAUGGUCAAUUGGGACGACAAGGCUGCAAUCUCCGAGUACGCCCUUAAAAAUAAACAGUUCUCUACGGCCACUAUCUUAAGUGCGGGCUGGUUCUUAGAGAAUUCAUUCGACCCCAAGUACGCAGCCUCCUUUGGUGGCUUCGCGAUGAUCAAGGACGACGAUGGCUUCUAUACGUGGAAAACACCCCCUAUGGGAAAUGACCCCGAGUCGGUUCCAUUCCUUGCUGUUGCCGACGACUAUGGCGAUUUUGUGCAUGGGGUCUUUCUCAACCCUCAGAAAUGGGAUCGAAAGUAUGUUCAUGGGGUUUCCGAGUCCCUCAGCUUCACGGACAUGACCGCCGCUUUUCAACGUGCUACGGGACUUAGAGCAAGGUAUCAGAAGUUGGGGACCGGUCAAAGUCUAAUGGCAGGCAAUGAGCUCAAGACUAAGGAGGUCAAUGGGUUGUUCGACGUAAUGCAUGCUGUCCAGGGCAGGUUCUUUAACGGUGAAGUCACGGAACCCAGGCAUGCAAAGGAAUUGAAGGCUGCAGUAUCCUUGGUUAGACGUGGUAAGACCAGCACGACACCCAUGACAGCAGAGCAAUUUUUCCGCAAGUACUCCCCCGGGAACCCAUCAGCAAAGCUUUAA